CCAUUCGACCCCGAAGUUGCCUGUGAGCAAUUUCAAAAGUUUAACGGCUAUCGGUAGUCGGUGCUUUUGUUUUUGUCUGCUUAUUCUUCGAGAUAACGGUGCUUUGAUGUGUAUACUUAGAAUGUAAGCAAAAAAAUUCUAGUUUGCGCAUCAUUUGACGAAAUUAUUUGGAAUGUGCUGGACGUGCCUCGCGUAAAAAGUGAUUGUUGUAUUGUGAGGUAUAUUGAAAAGAAAGUGAUUUACUUUUUAAUUACGCAUUAAAAGUUGAAGAAUCUGAGGAAUUUUCAAAGUAAUAAAGUUGCUUGUGAGCAACCUUGGGCCAUUGCACCACCAAAAUAUGAGACCAAAAGAAAAAGGUUUAUCAAAUGAUGAUAUUGAGAGAAUUGUCAACUUCGAUUGGGAUGUCUCCAGUGACGAAGAAAGUGGUGAUGAAAUGGAAGACAUCUCUGGAAUGUUGGAGAAUAAUUUAAAAAGUAUAUUGGAAAGGGGAGAAUCAAUAGAAUUUGAGCAUAUUGAAAAUUUGAUUGAUGAAAAAAGCAUUCAAGAAAAUAGUGUUGUGGCUGAUAAUUGCUUUGAAAAAGUUGAUCCCAAAACACUUAAGUGGAGAAAUAGGCCAUUUCAAGCUCCAGGGUGUAUUUGGGAAGAAGAUAGUAAUCGCCAAAUCGAUGAAGUGAAGACCCCUGUAGAGUAUUUCUGCAGCUUUUUUGACAAUAAUGUUAUUGAUUUAAUUACAAAUCAAACUAAUUUGUAUGGGUUGCAAGAGCACGGCAUAGAGCUGCAAUGUACUGGAGAUCAAAUAAAAAGGUAUAUCGGAAUUUUAUUGUACUUGGGUGUCAUAAAAGUACCUCAAUUUAAAAUGGCUUGGUCAAAAGAAUACAAGCUUUCUGCUAUAUCGGAUGCAAUGCCACGAGGAAAGUUUGAUAAAAUCAAACAAUGUUUACAUUUCAACGAUAAUACAAAACAACUAAAAAAAGGUGAUUUGAACUAUGAUAAACUGUACAAAAUACGCCCUUUACUUGACAUUCUCAAAAAAAGUUUUGGUAAACUACCCCAAGAAGAACAUCAAAGCGUUGAUGAGCAAAUCAUUGCGUACAAAGGCCAAUCGUCUUAUAAGCAAUACAACCCAGCUAAGCCUCACAAAUGGGGUUUAAAAAUGUUUACGCGCGCUGGAACAUCUGGAUUAGUUUAUGACUUCACACUGUAUGUUGGCGAAGGCACUUGCCCAAACUUGCCGCAUAAGCAGCUGUAGACUUCUUUCAGAUGCAGAAUUGAAAAAACGUGGAAGAGGAUCAUUUGAUACAAAAUAUGAAGUAAACAAUAAUCUGAUAUGCGUCAAAUGGUUUGAUAAUAAGUCGGUUCAACUACUAUCUUCGUAUGAAGACCAUCAGCCAGUUGGAAUGUGCAAACGAUGGAGUCUUAAAGAAAAAGUUUACAUUGAUGUUGUAAGGCCUGCUAUCGUAGGCUCUUAUAACAAGGGUAUGGGAGGAGUAGACUUAGCGGACAUGCUUAUGGAGCUAUAUAAAAUAAACCACCGUUCAAGAAAGUG
Messenger RNA from Drosophila elegans, 1546 nucleotides. RefSeq names its product piggyBac transposable element-derived protein 1-like. The transcript is spliced from 3 exons. The record is from RefSeq and is a predicted model, not a curated record. Bases 338 to 1249 code for a protein of 303 amino acids. Lineage: Eukaryota; Metazoa; Arthropoda; Insecta; Diptera; Drosophilidae.